This is a messenger RNA of Thunnus maccoyii (southern bluefin tuna), 1057 nucleotides long. It is a transcript of the gene ndufaf2, whose product is annotated as NADH:ubiquinone oxidoreductase complex assembly factor 2. Gene Ontology annotation, biological process: mitochondrial respiratory chain complex I assembly. The transcript has 4 exons. Lineage: Eukaryota; Metazoa; Chordata; Actinopteri; Scombriformes; Scombridae. Bases 78 to 566 code for a protein of 162 amino acids. The record is from RefSeq and is a predicted model, not a curated record. Gene Ontology annotation, cellular component: membrane.
AUAAACAACGCAGUGAAAGGGCAGCCAGCUUACAAGGGCCACGAAACACACUUAAACCUUCGUAUUAUCGUGAAAACAUGAACAGGGUUGCAGGCGCUUUACGCCGGACGUUUGGAAUAAUGCGUGAGCACGUCGGGACAGAUCAUCUGGGGAAUAAAUAUUACUUUGUCCCUGAACAGAAGACAUGGACAGGAAGGCUCGUCCGUGCCAAGCGGAUGGUAGAGGCAGCCAAUCCUACAGAAUAUGAAUAUAUAGAAGGAAGCAUACCGAUAGAGUGGGACGCUUGGAUCCGAGGCAGACGGAAGGAGCCCCCCUCCGUCGAGGAGCUGCUGAAGAAUGAGACCUAUAGGGAGCAAAUAAAGCUGAAGGCCAAGGAGGUAGAGGAAAACGAUCUGGCCCUACAGGCAAAGGAGUACGAGGAAGGUCUGGUGGCAACACCUUUAAAGACUGUCGCCAAGGGCCAUGCGGCCGCCACCAGCUUCGGCAAGCAAGAGAUCAGCGAGGACCCCUCAAGCACUGCAAACACAUUCCAGCCUGGCUCCUGGAUACCCAGUCCCAAGAAAUAGACUGACUCAUCCACACACACACACUGAGAUCAUCCUACAGUGUUAUACAAUUCAAUAGAAAAGCCCUAUAUUUACUUUUUGUUGAGACUUUGAAAUUCAAUAGUAGAAACAUCUUUCAGUAUAAUGCAAUCCAAUACAACACCACAACACCACAGAUUAAUAAAUUACCAGAGAGAAGACUCAGCUCCUCUCUGGCCCAGUCUCAAAAUACACAUUUUAAGUUCCACAAAGGAAGUAUUAUUGCAAGGCUGCAUUAGAUUAUAAAGGGGUUUCAAAUCAAGACAAUAUAAUUACUGAUCUUGAACCUGACUCCAUAAAUGGCCACAAUAAUUUAAUAGGGCAGUAAGGUUUGUUAAUAAAGCAAAGAAAAACUGAAAUGGUUGUACUUCAGAAGUCACUGGGUACACACCAACUGUAAAUACACUGUAUCAUGUUUGAGGUAUUUUGUAAGAAAUACUUUCUAAUAAAUUGUGGCUAUUUAAUGACAUUGA